Messenger RNA from Polypterus senegalus (gray bichir), 2529 nucleotides. It is a transcript of the gene srsf7a, whose product is annotated as serine and arginine rich splicing factor 7a. Gene Ontology annotation, cellular component: nuclear speck. Gene Ontology annotation, biological process: mRNA splicing, via spliceosome. The transcript is spliced from 8 exons. The record is from RefSeq and is a predicted model, not a curated record. Bases 204 to 932 code for a protein of 242 amino acids. Gene Ontology annotation, molecular function: zinc ion binding; RNA binding. Lineage: Eukaryota; Metazoa; Chordata; Cladistia; Polypteriformes; Polypteridae.
GCACAGAGCCGGGCGGGCGGCACGAGUAGAAGGCUGCAGGGAGUGAGGUGCGUGGAAUAGAGCGUAGGUUUGAGUGUCUGAACCUUUCUUGAACCGAAUCCAGGUCUCAUUGGGAGCUUCGAUUGAGCUCCCGCAAGCACAUAAUUGAGUCAUAGACGUUGAGAGCGCCCAUUUGGAUUCCAGGUGCUUACUUUCAGGUUAAGAUGUCUUACUAUUCCUCAUCACGUAGUUCCUCGCGCUCUUCUGAUUGUAAGGUAUAUGUUGGUGACUUGGGUAGUGGAGCUGCGAAGGGAGAGCUUGAGAGGGCUUUCAGUUACUAUGGUCCUCUGCGCAGUGUAUGGGUAGCACGCAACCCUCCUGGCUUUGCUUUUGUGGAAUAUGAAGACUCCCGAGAUGCAGUUGAUGCUGUUAAGGGAAUGGAUGGAAAGGUGCUUUGUGGCUCACGUAUUCGUGUAGAACUGUCCACAGGAAUGUCCAGGAAGACACGAUAUGGCCGCCCGAGUCGAAGACACUUUGACCCUAAUGACCGAUGUUACCAAUGUGGUGAGCGAGGCCACUAUGCAUAUGACUGCUACCGUUACAACAACAAAAGAAGUGGAGGGCGCCGUAGCAGGUCUCGGUCCCGAUCUCGGUCCAGGUCCCGUUCACGGUCCAGAGGGAACCGCUAUAAUCGUUCUCGUAGUCGCAGCAAUGAUCGGUAUCACUCUCCAUCUUAUUCUAAGAGGAAAAGCAGGUCUGGCUCCCCAGCACGAUCCAAGUCCCGAACUCCAGUGAGAAGCCGAUCAAGAUCCAGAUCUGCUUCUCACUCCAGAGCACGGUCCGCAUCCAGGUCUAGAUCACGGUCCCAAUCACGAUCCCCUACUCCUAAAAGAGAAAGCCGUUCCAGAACCCCAACCCCUCAAGAAAGUCCAAAUCAUGAAGAGGCCGAAUGAAGACCGGCAGAAGACCUGUUGUCAGCAAAAUGAUCUUAAUUGUAUAAUUUUUACGUUUUAAAAAUACAAACACCUAGUUAAUUUUAGUGCCUUCCCGCUCCCUUUACAUUCCAUUGCGCCCCCUUUUUUAAAACUUGGAUGGGACUUUUUCAAUCCCUUUUACAGUGAGUAUUUUUUUUAUUUACUGUACCUAAAAUCUUCAUGUAUUUAUGCAGAGCCUACUUUGGGAAUGAACACCAUUUAUCGCUAGAACUGUAAUUACUUUUGGACAGAAUUUGGCCCCAAGUUAUCUGUACAUUUAGUCUUAAUUGUACAGUUUGUUACUGUUUGUCAGUAACAUUACAUUUUACUUCAAAACCAAGUUGCUUUUACAUUUGUCUUGUUAAUUAAAUAAAUCUUUCUCCCAUGGCUUUUGUGUAUAUGUAAUGAGGCAGCAGUAGUCCCUGUACUGCUCUUUUGGAUUUUUGUUAAAACCCCAUAUACCAUGAGGGGAGGAGUUAGGAGUGUUUAUGUAUUUUUGUGGGAGUAGGGGCUCCCUUUCUCCCUCCCACCCCCCUUUCCUCCCAUUUUCUUUGCAUUAAAUUUGUGAUUCUCUUUUUAGGGACUUGGAAAAUGUCCCCGACUCUUUGGGCUAUGAGUUUGGAGUUGGGUUGGACAAAGAGCUUUGCUUGAACUUCUGUUUUGGGGUGGGUUUUGUUUUGAUCUUGCUCAGCUUUGAGAAAAAUGGGUAAAACUAAUGUGCAGAAUGCUUGUAUAUUUUUUCGUUUUUUUUUUUUCUCCUUUUGACCACUGUACUCUGACAAGAAUGAAUGGUAAUGUUUUAACAGGAAUAUCUAUUUCUUUAAAAAUGUUUCCUGGUCUCAUUGUUUGUAUGGUCCUAUAUAUUAUUUAUUAUUAUUUUUUUCCUUCCCCUAUGCACGUUUCCAGGGGCAGACCAAACUUACUCCUAGAGGUCCAUGCUGGCUGCGGGUUUUAAUUGAAGCAAACAUAAUAUCUUCUACUGUGAGCCUGUGAUGGAAUGUCCUGGCUAAUUAUUUGUCCCCUUGUUCCUGAAUUUAAAAAGUAUAUAGAAGGUUCCAUUGUGAUUUGUGACAGCAGUGCAAAUAUACAGAGUUUCAGUUCAUGCUACUAUAUUUACUGUGAUAGUUUUGUGCUGGAUCAUUAUUUGUUGAAAGGUAGGCCACCUCUGAAAAGCAGAUAGCAGUGUGAAAGAAGGGGACUCUUAAACUCAUCUGCUUUUUGAGAAACUUUCUGCUCAAUUCAGGACACUUAAAAACUAGAUGAUAAAAAGCUAAAUUAUUGCUAAGAAAAAGCUCAUUUAAGCUAAAGUUUCACUUAAAGGUGGGAUUUAUUUGAUUGGAAUGAAUACCUGUAGGCCUACAUGACACCUUCUUGAGGCCUGGUUUAAAGGAAUGAGACAUGUUUAGAUUGGUGAAAUUCCAGGUGGUCAGAUAAAUGAAGGCUGUCAGUUUGGGUCUGUCCACCUCAAUGAAUGGGGAAAAUGACUUGUGUAUUCAUGUUUUGCAAACACAAUUGUCCUCGAUUGUGUCAUUAAAAACAUUUUUUUUUUCCUGCAAUAAAACUUGUAUGUGGUAAA